Messenger RNA from Effrenium voratum, 4109 nucleotides. The record is from the annotation of a GenBank genome assembly. NCBI's taxonomy places the organism in Eukaryota, Dinophyceae, Suessiales, Symbiodiniaceae.
GGCGAAGAAAGAUGAGGAAGAUGGCCUGGAAUCUGCGGUGCUGACCACUUCGGUGGAUGCCCCUCAAGGACGCGCGCACUAUGUGCGCUUGAACCUGAUCCGGGUGGAGGACCUGCAGGACCAGGGCGGCGCGCCCAGCCCCUACGUCACGGUGGAGUUCGCGGGGUGCUUGGUGAAGACUUCCAUCGGCAGAAAUGUGAAGCAGUACACCUUCAACGAGUGCCUGCAGAUACCGGUUGUCACCCCUGUUUAUGAGGACACCAUCAUUCUCAAGCUGUGGACCUGCAAUUGGUUUUCACCCGACGAGCUGAUGGCACAGGGCCUCUUUUCCUUCAGCGAGCUCAACAGUCAUCCGUUGCCGCCUCGCUGGUUCAACCUCUAUGGCUGGGAUUCAGCAGAGGCCGACCUGCAAGCCUCUGGUGACAAGGAGCCGAACGCGCACAUCUUCAAAGGUCGCCUCCUUUUGUCGGGGAGCGUCGAGCCGUUGGAUCCCGAAGAGGAGCUCCAACCCGCGAAGUCCGUGCCCGCGCGGCUCGAGAACGAGCCGGCCAUGGUACAGAUCUCCAUCUUGGCAGACGUGUACAUGGUCACCGGCGCAGAAGGUCGGCAGUGUCAGGUGGAGAUAGGAUUCGGCUCGAAAAGCAGCACUACGAAGUGGGUUUCGUAUGACACUGAGCAACUACAGGAUCCAUCAGAAGGCCGUGAUGAGUUUGAGGACAGCAACCUCCAAGGAGAUGCGCUGGGCAUGCAGACGUUUAGCUUCAGCGAGCGAGCGGGGCGGGUGGAGACACUGGUCCAGAUGACUCCUGAAGACCGGCAAUCGCAGCCCUGCCUCACCAUCACCUUGUUCACCUCCGGGUACUUGCAAGGCCCUCAGCGCGUGGCCAGCACCAAGUGCAGCAUCUCCGAGUUCCCGGAGUGCGACCCCUACGAGCCGGUGAAGCCGCGCUCCAUCCCGCUGCAGGCUGUGAAGGACGGGUUCAGCCCAUCCAUUCUGCUGGCUGUGAAGACCACGCGCAAGAAUGCGGAUGACGCGCGGUGCGUGCGGAAGCCGGUGAAGCCCAUGGUGUACCUGCUGCGGGCCUACUGCUUCGGCGCGCGGCGGCUGCAGCACAGCGCCCUGCGCCACGACGCGGAGGCCGGGGACAUCGGGCUGACGGUGAGCUGCGGUGGCACCUCCAAGCGCACCGAGGCGGUGCCCGGGCCCAGGCCCCAGUGGAUGCAGCCGGUGGAGCUGAAGAUUCUGCUGUGCUCGGACUCCACCCGAGAGGCGCCGGCCACGGAGCCCGUGACGGUGAGCCUCUGGCAGGGCGGGCAAGUGACCAACACCGACCUGGGGAAGGCCGUGUGCGUCUACUCGCACAUGCGUAGGAAGGACGAGGGUGGGCGGUGGGAGCCCUACCACCUCACGCCCCAGUGGAUCAAGCUUUUCGGAGACCAAGGUGGGGGCCAGCACGUGGGCUCCGUUCUGAUCGCCUUCGAGCUGAUGCUCUUCAAGCACCGCCACGAGCCGCCGCUGGCGCCGAGAGGCAUGUGGCCCGAGCCGCCCGAGACCUUCAGUAGGAUGAGCUUUUGCCGGCUGCGGCGGGCCACCCUCCACUUCUCGCUGCUGGGCCUUCGGGACAUGCUGCCCAUCCCGCGGCUCCAGUCGCUGGGCGCGGCGGGGGGCACCGUGCACAUCUCCAAUCCCGUGGUCUCGGUGGAGGUGAGCUCCUUCUUGGAGUCGGGCACAGGCGCAGACCCCAAGCGCCGGAGCUUGGAGUUCCGCCUCGGGGAGGGGCAUCACAUGGAUCACAACAAGAAGAUGAAGCCCUGGAUCUCGAACGCGAAAUCUCUGGGCACGGAGGCCAUGAACUUCGACUUUUUGCAGGCGGGGAAGCUGCACUGCUUCCUGCCGGAGAAGGGGCUGCUGGAGCCCUACUUGGUGAUCCGCGUCACGCAACCCCCCAGCUCCAUGGGGGCCUCGGUGGGCUACGGCGCGUACUCUGUGGGGGAGGUGCUGGUCACCUUGGAGGACAAGCUGCCUUGCUGUUGGUUGGAGGGCGUGACUUUGAGCAAGUCCUACGAGGCCCAGCAGGCGCACAUUGCGCAGCUGGCCAGGAAGUCCCAGGACAGAGCGGUCGACAAGGAGAAAUUCCAGCAGUCGAGCGACGAAGAGCUGCGGAGGGAGAUGGAGAGGCGGCGCAAGGAGGAGCCGCGGCCGCCCAUCGUCGACGCAGAUGAGCCCUUCAUCGACCCCGCCGGGUUGCCGCAGCCCCUGCGGGAGGGGCUGCGCCGGCCGGCUCCCACCAUGCCCUGCCGGAGCCUGAACAUGCAGCAGCCGGCCUCGUUCUCCCCGCGGCCGGGGGCGAUGGUGAAGUCAGUCCAAGCCCGGAAGGCCGUGCAGGGCAAGUUGGAGGAUUGCAGCGAUGAGCUCUUUCAGAGCGACUUUUGGUUCAAGUCCCUUCGCCUCAGCAGGAACCAGGACGUGCUUCCUCGGCACGACACCCGUGACUGGAACUACCGCCCAGGUGAGAGCUUUGGCUUUGUGAAGUGUGAGUUCAAGCUCGUGGAUGGCUGGGAUGGCACCGGGAAGGACUCUGACGAUGGCGACAUGGACGACGACGACGACGUCUCCACCACGGGGGAGAUGUCAGGUGCAGCGCUGGCCGUGGGGGGAACAGUUAGUGAGGUGGACGAAGGGGACCAGGCCUCGGAGGACUGGAGGUUGAAGUCCUCCUUUGGGCUGGAUCCCACGCUGAACAGCUUCGCCUUCUCCAAUGACGCCAUGUUCGAGCGCUACCGGGACCCCGAGCACAUUCCUCCACGGAUCCGCGCCCGGCUCUACUUUGUGAAAGCCGUGUGCAUCGACGCGGGCAGCGGACUGCCCAACCCAUACUUGGACAUCCAAGUGGGGGAGCACUCGAUCUCCAUGAGGAAUAUGUGUCAAAUGCAGACCAACACACCGGACUUUCAUCGAAUCGAAGCCCGCGACAUUCAAUUUCCUCACGAUUCUCGGUUGGAGGUCACCGUGAAAUCCCUCGAGGACCUGGCGCUCUCGGAUCGGGUGAUCGGAGGUACAGUGAUCGAUUUGGAAGAUCGAUGGCACUCCCGACAUUGGCAGGAGGUGAACAGGCUUCAACUGGUGCCGAUCGAGAAUAGGCCCUUGUAUUCUUCGGAAUAUCCAGGGACCAAUCGCGGGAGCAUCGAGAUGUGGGUGGAGAUGAUUGACUCGGCCGAUGCCUCCUCUGUGAAGCCGUCGACUCUGGCCAGACCGCCCCAGACAGAGCUCGAAGUUCGUCUGGUGAUAUGGGCCGCCAGCGGCGUGAAGCUGAUGAACGAAGAAUCCACGAACGUGCAGAUCAAGACUCAGCUGGACUGCAAGGAAUAUGAGGGUCAGUACAGCGCAUAUCAAGAGACAGAUGUUCACUUCAACUCCCAGGAUGGCAAAGCCGUGUUCAACUGGCGCAUGGUGUAUCCGAGAAUCAAGAUGCCAACCACAUCAUGCACUCUGUCGGUGAGCCUCCACCAUCAUGAGAUGAUGGGUUCGACUUUCCUGGGGAGCUUCGAUCUGGAGCUCAAGAAGUACUUAGAAAGGGUCGCUCGGGACUUGGAUGCAGUGACCAUUGGCCCCAGCGACAUCAAGUGCUGGGGGCAUGAGGAGGAGGAGGAGGAAGUCGCUGUGGGCUCCGUGACAAUGACGCUGUACGUCUUGACACAAGCCGAGGCGCAGAGCACCCGUGCGGGCAUCGCGCGGGAGGAGCCCAACGAGAAUCCCCAGCUUCUCACGCCCACGGAAGGCAGAGACUGGGGAACUUACUUGUCCUCCUUUGGACUUGCCUGGCCAGACUUCGGUCUUUGGAAGAAGAUGAUUCCGCUCAUGAUCGCCCUGGUGAUAUUUUUGAUUGCUGUCAUCGUGCUGCGGCAGAUCGGCAUCCUUUGAGUGUCUGAAACGGCGGGAGUUCUCGAAAAGGAAGGCUGCGGUCAUGGAUUUGCUGGCGUCAUCAAGCCCCGGGCAGACAGCCCGUUUUGCGUCUCACCAUGCUCUCCUUGUACAUAGCUGCCUGAGCAAGUGCCAACUUGCACUCGCUGGCAUAACCGGACCCCCGGGCCUCGAAGCGACUCGGGGG